Messenger RNA from Ostrea edulis (European flat oyster), 7154 nucleotides. Its product is annotated as tyrosine-protein kinase Fer-like. The coding region runs from base 162 to 2735 and encodes 857 amino acids. NCBI's taxonomy places the organism in Eukaryota, Metazoa, Mollusca, Bivalvia, Ostreida, Ostreidae. The transcript is spliced from 17 exons. The record is from RefSeq and is a predicted model, not a curated record. Gene Ontology annotation, molecular function: non-membrane spanning protein tyrosine kinase activity; ATP binding. Gene Ontology annotation, biological process: peptidyl-tyrosine phosphorylation.
CUACGCGAAAACUGAUGACAUCACAGCACAAAAUAGGGAAAGCGGAAGCUCCGAUAGGAAAAGCAGCGGUUUUCUUAUAAAACUGAUUGAUUCAGUGAUUGCUUAGGUCAUUAUGUAAAUAUAAGGAUCCGAGCAGACAGCAAACAGCCCACGUGAGAGCCAUGGGAUUUGGGACUGAGUUCCAGGGAAAGAAAUCCCAUGAGGUUCUGCAGCGAAUCCAGGAGCAUGAAAUCCGGCUGUUGGAGGUGAUGAAACGCUGUCUACACAUCCGGGUCAAGAGCGAUCGUAACUAUGCAGACGCACUCUCUGGAUUGGUCAAAGAAGCCCAGAAAUUCACGUGUCCGGAAUUCCAGCCAAUGCUAGCUGUUUUCCAGGCCUGGGAUGUGGUUCUUCAGCAGACAGACAAACUGUUACAGCACAUCAAACAGAGCGCACAGAAGAUGGAGUCAGAGACGCUGUCUCGCCUCAACGAUCUCAUCACCAAGAAGAAAGAGACCCGGAAGUUUUACAUAGAUGAACGGAGUCGUCUAGAAGCAGAGUUCAAUAAGGUUCAGGAGGAGGUUCAGAAGAACAAGCAGGAGUACGGCCGGUGUGUGAUGAGACUCUCCACAGACGAAGCCAAGUACAACGACCUUAAAUCCAAAGGUGGAAAAUUCGCAAAGGUGGAAGAAGCCAAGGUGAAAUAUCAGAAAUCCGCAGCGCGUCUUCACCGUGUGCACAACGAUUACGUCCUGUCUCUACGAGAGGUCAGCUCGUGUCAGGACGGGUAUCUGACCAGGACGUUGCCAAGUUUUCUCGAUUAUCACCAGACGUCGCAGGAAAUCCUCGUACAGCAAUGCAAAGAGAUCCUGCUGCAAUACCAGGAGCUCACUGAUCUAUCCAAUGAGACGUGUUGUGAAAUCUACCGAGACACUCAAGAGGUGGUCGAAAAAAUCAACCCUGAAAAAGAGUAUGAGAGCGAGGACUUCGUCAGCACAUUUAGUUCAGAGAAGAUUGAACCCAUAGUAUUCGACUUCAGUAGUACGCUGUUGGCUGAUUACCAGGGAAUUCUAGAAAUCAACAAACUGGCACUCAACGACAUGACAAUAGCAGACAUACAGACAAGGAAAAAAGAACUUGAGGAUGAAAAGAAUCGCUUGGACCUUCUAUUGCACAAUCAACAGGGCUCGCUCAGUCGACAGGAGGAGGAGCUUAAAGUGAUUGGCAGUCAACAAUGGCAGUCUGGAGAGUACCAUCAGAAACGGCAGGAAUUGGAAAAACUUCGCUGUGAUGUCGCAGACACCGAGUCCAAACUUGCCACGCAGGAAGUUCUACUGAAGGAGGUGUUGGACUUGAUUGAAACGACGGGGGAUAACAUCCCAUCAGCGCUGGAGUUCUCGGUGGAAAUUCCACUAGAUGAUACGGGAUCAGGAACUGGUAGCAUGUUUGGUCCUAAAGGGUUAAAGGGAAUCAAGAACUUGACUCAUACCAUUGGUAAGGCCCUGCAGCGGAAGUCGGUGCCAGAGAAUGAAGAAAGCCAUCGGGACAGUUAUGAGGACCAGGACAAGAACAGCAAGUCCAACGGUCCCCAGUCCCCUGUAUCGCAAGAUUACCAGUUGGCCUCAAACUCGUCAGGUCCUGAGAUUCCGGUGGAGGAGCAGGACUGGUUCCAUGGUGUUCUGCCGCGGGAGGAAGUCCAGCGACUGCUGACGAAGGACGGCGACUUCCUGGUCAGAGAGAGUAAAAACAGGAAGACAAACGAACCCCAGUAUGUGCUGUCUGCAUACUGGCAGGGAUACCGACACUUUAUCAUACAGUAUGCUGAUAACGGCUGGCGAUUUGAGGGACGAGCUUUUCCUACAAUAUCAGAAUUAGUGAACUAUCAGCAUUUGUCCGGGGAACCUGUCACAACAAAGUCACAAACAAUCCUGAAAACACCGAUCCUCAGAGAGCAAUGGCAGCUCAGGAACGAUGACAUCGCCCUGGAAAUGAAAAUAGGAAAUGGUAACUUUGGAGAGGUGUAUAAGGGAGUGUACAAACCUAAGACAAUGGUGGUAGCUGUGAAGACUUGUAGAGACACACUGUCUGAGGAUCAGAGGAAGAAAUUUCUACAGGAGGGCCGCAUCCUGAAACAGUACGACCAUCCAAACAUAGUACGAUUUAUCGGCAUAGCGGCCCAGCGACAACCCGUGAUGAUCGUGAUGGAGUAUGUGGCUGGAGGGGCCCUAUUGAAUUAUUUGAGGAAGCAGGGAAAGACCUUGUCCAAGAAACAACUGACAAAGAUGUGUGAGGAUGCAGCGAAUGGAAUGGCUUACCUGGAGAGUAAGAACUGCAUUCACAGGGAUCUGGCUGCCAGAAACUGCCUGGUGGGUGACAAGUCGGUGGUGAAGAUCUCCGACUUUGGUAUGUCCCGGGAGGAGGAGGAAUACACUGUGUCGGAUGGUCUGAAACAGAUCCCAAUCAAGUGGACAGCUCCCGAGGCCCUGCUGUACGGAAAGUACACGUCGCUGUGUGAUGUGUGGAGCUUUGGGAUCUUGAUGUGGGAAAUCUUCUCCAGUGGUGUGACACCUUAUUCUGGGAUGACCAAUAACCAGGCCCGGGAACAGAUAGACCGAGGCUACAGAAUGCCAGCCCCCGAAGGGACGCCCGAUGCCUGCUAUGAUCUGAUGAUGAAAUGCUGGGAAUACAAUCCUGCUGAGCGUUAUCAUUUCGACAAAAUCCACAAAGAACUUCAAUCCAUUUUAAAGUCAUUAUGAUAAUUUCCCAGGAGCCUUUAUGAUUUCCCAGGAGUCUUUGUGACUUUUCUAUGAUGUGACAGGUGCAUUAAUUUUGUUCAAAACUUCCUUCCAUAGUCGCUAAAAAAUGGAAGGGGGUGUUCUGCUGAGAGAAUAGUUUUGGUUAUCUGCAUGUGUGUAUAAGGAAGGUGCUGACUGGUGUGUAUAAGGAAGGCGUGGACUGGUCUUUCAUGUGAUGUGUCUAAGCUUAGAUAACAGAUAACACAUACAGAUUUGUCUGUCUGUACAUAUACGUACGUGUACAACUUGCAUAUGAUACACAUGUAGAGUACUUGUGUGUAUAUAUAUAUAUAUACAGUAUGUGUAUAUAUGUACAAUAUAUGUAUAUAUGUACAAUAUGUAUAUAUAUAUAUAUAUAUACAGUACGUGUAUAUAUGUACAAUAUAUGUAUACAUGUACAGUAUGUAUAUAUAUGUACAGUAUGUGUGUAUAUGUAGAGUAUGUAUAUAUAUGUACAGUAUGUGUAUAUAUGUACAGUAUGUAUAUAUAUGUACAGUAUGUGCAUACAUGUACAGUAUGUGUAUAUAUGUACAGUAUGUGUAUAUGUACAGUAUGUAUACACAUGUACAGUAUGUGUAUAUAUGUACAGUAUGUAUAUAUAUGUACAGUAUGUGUAUAUAUACAGUAUGUAUAUAUAUGUACAGUAUGUGUAUAUAUGUACAGUAUGUAUACACUUGUAUCUGACAUGAUAUUCAUUUAGGAGGAAGAGACAAUCUAUAACAGGAUUUGAACUCUUGACCUGUGACCUUUAUGGUAAGGACCAAAGAUGAAGGUCAAGAGAUUGAAUGUGAAGAAAUAUGAAAGCUGAGAAUAUUGAUAGUGAUAACAAUGUUACAUAAUGGAAACCAUUGUUAGAUUUUUUUGUUUUAUCUCCAAGGCAUGCACAUUUUUGGGGUUGUAACCUUUGACCUCUGCCUUACUUUUAUGCAAUUUAACAUCUUUAGCCUGCUGUAAUGAAGAAUAUGCAUAAUUAGUACUGUAUUUAAUUGUUUUUAAAACAUUUAUCAUGUUAGUAACUAUUGUUUUGACUAUAUUUGUUCAAUGACUUUUUUAUGGCAGACCUACAUACUGUUGUGAUGUACCAGUGAUUUUUCACAUAUUUCGUAUCUAAAAAUUGUUAGUACAGAGAUUUUAGAAAACUUUCUAUUGAUAAGUGAUAGUUUCCUACAAAACAUGCCAAGUUAAAUCUUGUAAAAAAUACUCUAAGACUGUGGAAAUCUUUUGUGUAAUUAUUUUUUUUUUUUACAAGAUCUGCAUUUUCGAUUUAUGAACAGGAGGUAAUUUUCACAUCUGAUGAUUGAUGUUUUAUUAAUUAAUUCAAUUUAUUAAAAAGCAAUAAAAAUUUAGAUGAGUUUGUAAUCUUGAAGAAAAAAAUGAAAUUCUCAUAUAUAGUAUCUUAUUGAUUAUUGUAAAUUGCAUUUCGUGAUAAUUAAUUUUUACUCAAGUUGCUUUGUGAAAUUUAUCCCCAAGAUAUUUUUGUGUGUGUGAUUGUUCACUUAGAUCAACAUAGCAUGUAUGCAUAAAAAAUUUCUGAGGAUCAUAUUUUUAUGAAGAGAUGAACUGAAUUUCACAAAUUCGUUUGAAAAUAAAGGUCUUCGUAUUAGAAGUUGAUUUGCAGUGGUCAAUCUGAGAAGGAACCAAAGAUUUGCCUAAAUACAGAGUAUCUAUGACCAAAAUCAGCAGGUCUGUUAUAAAAGAGAAUAUUUCUAAUUUGAUGAACUGUAUGUUAUCAAUAUUUAUCAGUUUCUUGGCUGUUCUCAUAACUAUCAUUUAAAACAUGAUGUAUUUCAUAGUACAAUUUUUGAUAACCCUCGAUAUUUUUUUCAGUAUGUAAUUUUCUCGUGCCUAUUGUCAAAAGUAAAAGUAGCAGAACAAUGUUACAUCUGCUAUGAGAAUUCUUGUUUCUGUUUUAGCAGAUAAUUUGUUAGAGAUUAUCAGUUAUUUUUAAACUGACUUGUAAAAUUCUUUAUGUAGGUCUUUGUGAUUCAAAUAUUAAAUAGUAGGAAUGAUUGGUUGUAAGAUGAUCAUGUGAUCAAUUCCCACAAUGCUCUCUGUGAGUGAUGUUGUUUUCUGUCUUGACCUCUUUGUAUAAAUCCAUGCACCAGAAACAAACAUAAGAAUAAAUAUUAAAAGGCAUGAUAAUCAAACAAUUUAAGACACUUGUUGACAUUUGUUGAACCAAUAGACAUAGGAAAAUAUAUCGACAUUCUAUGGAAAUAUUAUCAGCUUUCAAAGUUUUUCUUUUAUAAUCUGAUAACUUGCGUUAUAACUUUACCUUAACAGUUCAGAAGGUAGGAUAGGUAGAAUCAGUCAUUUUAUUGAUAGACAAUCUUGCCUUGAAUUUCAUUAAGAUACUACAUGUAUAUAUCUAUAUCUAGAUAUAUAUAUAUAUAUAUAUAUAUAUAUAUAUAUAUAUAUGAAGUUGUGAAUUCAUUUAAGAUUUUAUGUACAAACAUGGAACAAAGUUACAAGUUUGUUUCUUCUUGUGCUAUUGUAUAUAUAUGAAAUUUAUUUACAAAUGUUAAUAUAUAUUUGAAAAUGAAUUUAUUUUGAAUACGUUUCGUACACACCUGCUUUCCGUGUAUAGUUCACUAGGUUCUGUUCCUGUUGGAAUGUGUUCGGCCUUUGUUCUUCUCUAACACUUUCCUAUAUAUCAAUAUUUAAAAUAUGUAUAUUAACUGCUGCUGUUGUCACAUGACUGUCAUGUGACAGAUGAUAUAUUCUAUGUUAUUUAUUACAAAUGAUAUAUAUAUAUAUGUGUGUAUAUGAUAUACAUAAUAUGUUAUCGUGACGUUGCUGGACAAAUCAAAUACAUAACUAUACAUACAUGUAUUAUAAUGUUUUAAGAAAUGCCAAGUUACUAGUUUUGUUUUAUAGGUGUUGUACUCGUGGUAAUCAUUACGAAUUUAAUCAUGUUAAUUAAGCACGUGUUGUAUAAGACUCACAGAAUAAAUGGAAGCAAGUGUCUCUGUCACUGUGUGUAGUGAUUGUUCAUAGAUUUGUAUAGAACAUUUACAAUAUCUUAAACAUGUUCAGAGGUGUUUGUUUCUCCCAGAUUUCAUACAAUGCAUAAUGCAGUUUGAAUAAUUAUAUAAUAAUUGUAUUCUAUGCUCCUUCUGCGGAGCAUCCUUAAUUAACAUCAUUAUUAGCCACUCUGAAAAUAUUAGACGAUUUAUUAAAAUAAUUAUUUUACAUUUUGAGCUAUGGUAUACUCAAGUUUAACAUGCAGUGAAAAAAACCCCAGUGUGCAUAAUUUUGUCAAAAGUGUGUCUAAACAAUAGUUAUACCAUUCAACUGAAUGCUAAUGAGUGAUCAAGGGUAGAUACGAUUUUUUUUUAUCAUUUGUUGUCUUCCAUGAUCUUGUUGAUGUUUGGUCAUUUACAUGGAUAAGAGACAAGCUUGUCUAUUUCAAUGUUGAAACAUAUGUUGAAUGUGUUUAUAUUAUGGUUGACUUUCAGAAUGAAUGCAUGCAUCUCAAAUGAUAAAUCUCACUGAUUCUAUACCUCAAUCUUAGGACUUCCUAUUUAUUUUCUCUUUGAUUAUUUCUUGAUAUGUUCUAGACUUAUUCAAGCUGCCAAACCUUUAAAAAUGGCUUUGAGUUUUAAGUUUUAGGAACAUGCGUUAUUCAAUGGCAGUGAUGUAGACUCAUGUGUACAAAUUUGCAUAUUUAUAAAAAAAAGAUUUUGAUUUGUGUAAAGUUUCCUAGAAUUCUGUGUUAUUAACCGUAGUAUGUAUGUUGUAUAUAUACAGUGAAGAGAAACACUGUGUUUGCAAACUGGUUGUAACACCACACAUUCUUUACAUUGUAGUCCAAUUCAAAAGGUAUCCUCAUAAACAUUUUUAAACAACAGAAAAUCGUUCAGAUUCAGAAGAUUUUACAUUAGUAUCAACGAAGAACGAAUAGUUCUAGGAAACAGUUCCAAGUUCACUUUCAUUAUUGUGUCUACAAGCUGUACUUUUCUAAUGAGCUCAGAGAAAACAACCAGAAUUAUUGUCAAUGACGCCUAUGAAUACUGCCAGAUGCUUCCUUGAAAUAUUAAUAUGAAUUUGCUGUCACAAAUUGUUUCUGGUGAAUUGACAAUUUUUCUUUUGCAAUACUGUGAACCAGCUUUAUUUUAGUUUUCUGUAUAUUUAUAUAGAUAUAUAUAAUACGUUAUGUGAAAAAAGAACCAGUUUAGUAAGGAUGUAACUAGUUCUGUUCUUCAACAAGGUAUUGUGGUGCCACACUGUGGAUCAGAAUACUGUUAUCAGUGUAUUGUUGUAGUAUGAAUUCAUUCUGUGUAACUAUAAAGGAAUUCAUUAUACCUACUGAGGCAAUGUUGAAAUGAUUGUGAUUUCUCAUGACAUGUUCAAGUCUGAAUAAAAUAUAAGGUAAAAGUU